CUCCAGGCUAUAUGGAUCACAAUUGCUCCCGAAGGUGUCGUUACCCUGGAUUUGGCAAACAUUGUCAGGGCAAUUGCCUAUGUAAUACAGAAUAUUGCUAUUUUCGGAUGGGCUGCGCAAAUUCUAUUGAAAAUUCAACACAUUACAAUGGGAAGAAUAUUUCAUCUCGACCCGGUACUUUUUUCAAAAGUACAAAUAAAAUAACACUAGUAGCUAUCAUAGCUUCAGCGUUUCUAUUAUUUUUAAUUUUAACAAAAAUUCUUCUCAUUCGUCGAAAAACCAAACAUACUGCAGCACAAGCAGAUUAUUCUGCUACCCUUGAAGAGAAUGAUUUGUAUAAUGCGGUGGACGAAUUCCCUACAGGGGUAGGCUCGCAGAAUUGCGCAGUGGAAGAUGUUAAUCCUACAAAUAAAGACCUGCGAAAAAUGGACUAUAAAAAUCCUACAGGAUUAGAAAGAAACAUUGAGAAAAAGAAAAUAGAGAUUUUGAAAAAGAAAUCUGAAGUUACAAACAUAAGGGAGGCAGAAAAUGUAUAUACUCUAACAUUUGCGUCUUUUGGAAGUGAGAUGAUGAGAAAUUCGGUUCACGAUUAUUCCCCACUUCAAUACAGCUAGUUAUCUUGUGUCCUUGUUAACCUAAUUUACAUUUUGUAAGUGCUUAUCAAAGUAUG
Messenger RNA from Saccostrea cuccullata (small rock oyster), 670 nucleotides. RefSeq lists its product as uncharacterized. The coding region runs from base 12 to 614 and encodes 200 amino acids. NCBI's taxonomy places the organism in Eukaryota, Metazoa, Mollusca, Bivalvia, Ostreida, Ostreidae. The transcript is spliced from 2 exons. The record is from RefSeq and is a predicted model, not a curated record.